Pseudophryne corroboree (corroboree frog) is the source of this 1732-nucleotide messenger RNA. RefSeq names its product estrogen related receptor beta (gene ESRRB). Lineage: Eukaryota; Metazoa; Chordata; Amphibia; Anura; Myobatrachidae. Gene Ontology annotation, cellular component: chromatin; nucleus. The transcript has 7 exons. Gene Ontology annotation, biological process: regulation of transcription by RNA polymerase II; nuclear receptor-mediated steroid hormone signaling pathway. The record is from RefSeq and is a predicted model, not a curated record. Gene Ontology annotation, molecular function: nuclear receptor activity; estrogen response element binding; steroid binding. The coding region runs from base 46 to 1362 and encodes 438 amino acids.
AGAAGUCUCCGACCCUUGCCAAGUGUAGGACUAUCUUUAGGAAUAAUGGAUUUGGCAGAAUUUUGUGUAUCUGACGCUGCAAAGUUCCACAGCCAGUUCCUUUUCAGGAUGACCUCUGAUGAUCGACCUCUGACCUCUGAAUGCUUUCUUAAACAGGAGACAUGCAGUCCUUGCUCCGUGGUGGGGUCUGUGACACAUCACAGCCCCAGUGAAUCUUCUGACACUAGUGGGACUUUCAGCCUGUCAUUGGCUGGCCUAGACUCCUCCCCAAUCUGUAGCAGCCAUAGACAUUUUGAGGUCUGUAAGAGAACAGGAUCUCCUGCUAAGUGUGAGUACACACUCACUACGGUCCCCAAGCGGUUGUGCCUGGUGUGCGGAGAUGUGGCAUCGGGUUACCACUAUGGAGUGGCCUCCUGCGAAGCGUGCAAGGCGUUCUUCAAACGUACCAUCCAAGGUAACAUCGAGUACAGCUGCCCAGCCUCCAAACAGUGCGAGAUUACCAAGCGGCGGAGGAAAUCCUGUCAGUCCUGCCGGUUCGCCAAGUGUCUGAAGGUCGGGAUGCUGAAGGAAGGAGUGCGACUGGACCGGGUCCGAGGUGGGAGACAAAAAUACAAAAGGCGCCUGGAAUCAGACAAUGCAUUAUAUGGACUACAGAUACCAGCUGGCCAUAAGAAGCCUUACACAAGGACGAGGAUCGUGUCACAUCUUCUAGUGGCGGAGCCUGAGAAGAUCUAUGCCAUGCCAGACCCGUCCCUUCCAGAUAGUGACAUCAAAGCCCUGACCACACUCUGUGACCUCGCAGAUCGCGAGCUGGUGGUGACUAUUGGAUGGGCCAAACAUAUUCCAGGAUUCUCCACUCUGUCCCUGGGUGAUCAGAUGAGUUUACUACAAGGGGCCUGGAUGGAGAUCCUACUGCUUGGGGUUGUGUUCCGCUCGCUCCCAUACCAGGAUGAGCUGGUGUAUGCUGAGGACUAUGUCAUGGAUGAGAUGAGGUCCCGAGUCAGUGGUCUACGUGAUCUCUACGUGUGCACUAUGCAGCUGGUGCACAGGUACCGAAAGCUUCGCCUUGGCAAGGAGGAGUAUGUCACGUUAAAAGCUCUAGUGCUCACUAACUCUGACUCUGUGAACAUUGAGGAUGUGCAGAGUGUACAGAACCUGCAGGAUCUGCUCCAGGAGGCUCUGACUGAGUACGAGAGCAGUCAUCACCGGGACGAGCCACGAAGAACCGGCCAGCUCCUACUCACCCUCCCUCUGCUGCGCCAGACCGCAAGCAAAGUGGUCCAGCACUUCCACGGAGUCCGGGCACAGGGCCAGGUGCCAAUGCACAAACUGUUUCUGGAAAUGCUGGAAGCAAAAGUGUGAGAGUGGCCGCUGCUGUGUUGUAGACAGGAGGACGGACCCACACCUGCACAACAUGUAACCACCACACAACACAACACUGAGCACUAUGGGGUGCAUUCAUACCUGACUACUGUGCAACAUGCAGCCCAACAGCCUGGCACUUAUACAGGGGAUGGCUGGUGUUAUGGGCACUGACUGGCAUCUGUACAGGGGGGUGGCUGGUUAUAUGGGCACUGACUGGCAUCUGUACAGUGGGGUGGCUGGUUAUAUGGGUACUGGCUGGCGUCUGUACAGGGGGAUGGAUGGUUAUAUGGGUACUGGCUGGCAUCUGUACAGGGGAUGGAUGAUAAUAUGGGCACUGGCUGGCGUCUGUACAGGGGAUGGAUGAUAA